Penicillium cinerascens is the source of this 1158-nucleotide messenger RNA. Its product is annotated as NAD(P)/FAD-dependent oxidoreductase. Lineage: Eukaryota; Fungi; Ascomycota; Eurotiomycetes; Eurotiales; Aspergillaceae. The coding region runs from base 1 to 1158 and encodes 385 amino acids. The transcript is spliced from 2 exons. Gene Ontology annotation, molecular function: oxidoreductase activity. The record is from RefSeq and is a predicted model, not a curated record.
AUGAGAAUCGCCGCCCUGCUGUCCGUCGUUUCCGCCAUGGCCUUCGCCUUCGCGGAAUCCAUCCCCACGACCGACUACGAUGUCAUCAUCGUUGGUGGUGGUCCUGCAGGUCUCAGUGCUCUCAGCGGUGUUUCUCGCGUUCGAAGAACGGCGCUGCUGUUUGACAAUCACCACUACCGCAAUGAUGUGACUCGGGAGAUGCACGACGUGAUCGGCAAUGAUGGAACUCCACCUGCCCAGUUCCGUGGUCUGGCCCGAGAGCAGAUCUCUCGGUACCCAACGGCUCAUUGGAGCAACAAUACCGUGACUUCGAUCACCCCCAUCAGCUCGAGUGAAGUCUCCUCCUUCACUGUUGCCGAUAAUACGGGUAAGAAGUACACCGCUCGCAAGAUCGUACUCGGCACCGGUUUGCGCGAUGUACUGCCCGCCACUCCGGGCCUGCAGGAAGCCUUCGGGAAGGGCAUCUUCUGGUGCCCGUGGUGCGACGGCUAUGAGCACCGUGACCAGCCCCUCGGAAUCCUCGGCAGCAUUGCCGAUGUGCUGGGGAGCGUGUUGGAGACCCACACCCUGUUCUCCGAUAUUAUCGCGUUUGUCAAUGGUACGCAGAACCCUCAAGGUGAAGCCGCUGCCACCAAUCAGCACAAGGGCUGGGAGGAGCAGCUCAAGGCCUGGAACAUCAAGAUCGAGAACCGCACAAUCGAGUGCAUAGAGCGCCUCCAGAACGGUGCCACCCAUCGGAACUUCACGACCGACACUCAGUUCGACAAGUUCCUGAUCCACUUCACCGAGGGCGAGCCCAUUGAACGCGGCGCUUUCAUCACCAACUACGCGACCGCGCAGCGCUCCAUUUUGCCCAAGCAAAUGGGCCUGAACGUGACCGACAACAAGAUCGACGUCACUAGUGGUAUGCGCACCAGCGAGAGCAGCGUCUUCGCCAUCGGUGACGCCAACUCGGACGGUAGCACCAACGUGCCGCACGCCAUGUUCAGCGGCAAGCGGGCAGCUGUCUACAUCCACGUCGAGAUGUCUCGUGAGGAGUCCGCCUCCAAGGUCUCCAGGCGUGAUGGGUUGCUCUCUCGUCGUGAGCUCGAGAAGGAGGCCAUUCGUGCCAUCGGUGAUAACCUUGAACCCGAGUGGACUCGGGCUAAGAAGCUGUAA